Ascoidea rubescens DSM 1968 is the source of this 1740-nucleotide messenger RNA. RefSeq names its product transcription factor SPN1 (gene SPN1). Lineage: Eukaryota; Fungi; Ascomycota; Saccharomycetes; Ascoideales; Ascoideaceae. The record is from RefSeq and is a predicted model, not a curated record. The transcript has a single exon. The coding region runs from base 262 to 1509 and encodes 415 amino acids. Gene Ontology annotation, cellular component: nucleus. Gene Ontology annotation, biological process: poly(A)+ mRNA export from nucleus.
UUUGAAGAGUGGCAUAUGUUUGAGCAGUGUGGAUCUGCUUUUCUUUCUCUGAGGGAGGAGCACCUAAACCAAACAUUGUGAUGUGUUGUUCGUUGUUGUUUGUUGUUACUGAGCAGUUAAAGCAAUUAAAGCAGCAGAAAGAAUUCUUCUUCUUUUCCUGCUUUUUAUGCCACUCCGGGUAACUCGAUUUUUGCCCACUCAAAAGCUCUUGUCUCUUUCUUCGCUGCUGGGACCAACUCUUCUUCUUCUUCUCCAACUACAAUGAAUGAAUCUGAUGCCCACCCUGCUCCUGAUUCUGAGUCCCACUCCAUUGCUGAAGUUCAGCGUACCGACGCCCAGGACUUUGACCACGACGACUUGUCUGAGGUCGACGAAGAUGCUCCGGAGCCAGAGGAAGACCCCUUUAGCUUGUCCAUUCACAAGAAGCGAAGCUCUUCUCAGGCCAACACCCAGUACGACGACCAUCCUGUCCCUGUUGUCAAUGGUAUUGGUGUGAGACUGUCCAGAAAAGAAUAUGGGCCUGGCCUUUCUGCCGGAAACCAAUCGUACGCCAACACAGAGGAGGUAUUGGACUCCAAUGAAAGAAGAAAACGAGAAUACGAAGAGAAAUUAGAUGCUGCUGUGCAAAGCUUGUCCAAAAAGAAAAAACGAAAGAAAAUCGAUUCAGUUGAUUUGGAACAACAGCAAGAUGCCAAGAUUGAAAGAUUGAAAAACGAAAUGGCCUACGCUGCUGAGCAAGAUGAAGCUGCUCUGAAUAACAAAAUUCCGGCUACAAACAAACUACUAUUAUUGCCAAAAGUCAAGGAAAUCUUACUAAGAGCUGAUUUGGCUGACUCGAUAUUGGAUAACAAUUUACUAGCUGCCAUCAGGAAAUGGCUAGAACCUUUGCCUGAUGCCUCACUUCCUGCUUUUGAAAUUCAAAAGUGUUUAUUUGACUCAAUCUCGAAAUUGCCCAUAAAAACGAUUCACCUCCAGGAAUCUGGGUUGGGCAAAGUCAUGCUAUUUUACCAGAAAUCAAAAAGAGUUGAACCCUCCUUAAAAAGACAAGCCGAUAGAUUAGUAGGAGAAUGGACUAGACCAAUUAUGAAUAAAUCAGACAGCUAUAAAAACAAAACCAUUCAAAAGGUCGACUUUGAUAUAAAUAAAUUCCUUAAGAGAAAAUUUGCUAGUCAAAACUCAAAUCAAAACUCCUUAUCCAAAUCAAUGCAAAAUAAAUCGACUGCCUCAAAUGAUAAACAAAACAGAAAAUCCAUUUAUGAGGAAAAAGCUGAAGGAAGAAAUAGAACUGUUGCUCCAGAAGUUAGAACAACCGCCUAUAGAAUCGCGCCAGUUGUUGAUAUCACGACUUUGAACACCUCAAAGACUUCUCAAGCUGCUUUAGCUGGUGUAGGCGCUUCUCUAAAUAAAGACGAACAAUUUAAAAGAAUUAAGAAUAAAAUGCAAUAUAUCAAUAAAAAGAAAGCAAGAGCUCAAGGUGGUGUUAGUAUUGAAGGCAGAAAUCUUUCUUGAUUUCAUUUCCUCUGUUCUUUUAAUUAUAUUAUCUCCAACAUUUUUGCUUCAUUUUUCAUAAUUUUCAAAAUUUUCAAUUCAUGUUUUACUUUUAUUUAUUCGUUUUAUUAACAUCUAUAAUUCAAUUUCUCAAAAAUGGUCUCUAAUUAAUAUUGUAUUUUAUCUUUAAAUAGAUUAGGUUCUUUCUUUUAAGUUAUAACUAUAUUUUUUUGCUUACUAUCUUGAAAAGUA